AUGUCACUGGAGACCUGGGCGGUGGCCGCUGUUGCGAUCGUUGAUGCUGAGGGCACGCCGCUGCUCCUGCGUACCUACACUUCGCCAAAGGAUGUUCUCAACUCCCCCGCAGCCCCGCUGCAUGCGCACCUCUACGUCGGACCAGAGGACACGGUCAAGCUGCAUUUUGUCCUUUUCGCCUCUCUGGACCGCUGCGAGGAGAUGCGCGAAGGGGCAGCGCCGUCGUUGACUGACAUUGCUGCUUCCUCUUCAACGGCGCUGGUGAGGGGCAGCACCGAGGCUUCCCUUGUCACCAAGAGCGGUGUGGCAACCAGUACCGAGAUGGGAGGUGCUGCUGGGACCUCGUUGGCCACUUUAAGCAAUUCUAUCACAGCCUCCAUAAUUAGCGCCUCCGCAGCGAACACGGCGCGGCUCAUCUCUCCAACGACGGACGCGAGAUUUUUGGGGAAGCUGCUGGAUAGCCACCGCAUGCGAAGCUACGGCUUUCGCUCUGUGACUGGUGUUCACACGCUGCUAGUGACCGUAGGCAGCGAUGCACCUGCCGAUGCGAUGGUCCCGCUCUGCCGCGCCUUGUACGAGUGCGCCUCCGCGGCGUUGUGCAAUCCAUUUCGUUCUCCAGCUCAAUGCUGGCGCGCGCAGGAACGACUGCUUUGGCGAGCGCCGUCAUCCGGACUUCGGUGUGACCCCGCUGGCGUAGCGACAUCGCAGCGUGCAGAGGAGACGGAAGGCACAGACGAAGGCCGGGAGUGUUCUCUGCAUAUGCACAGUAAAGUUGCUGCUGCCGCCACAAGCUGGCAUUCCCUUCCGCCCGGAGUGAUGGAGUGGAGCUGGCCGCGGCCGGCCCCGACCUCCGCUGCUGCUCUCACCGCGGAGCCGACGCUGGCGCUGUCGCGCACCUUCAAUACGCAGAUUGAGGGGCUGCUGUCGAGCUUCACCGUCACGGCGCGAAGCUGCAUCAUUCGGUAA
Leishmania braziliensis MHOM/BR/75/M2904 is the source of this 966-nucleotide messenger RNA. RefSeq lists its product as hypothetical. The transcript has a single exon. The record is from RefSeq and is a predicted model, not a curated record. Lineage: Eukaryota; Euglenozoa; Kinetoplastea; Trypanosomatida; Trypanosomatidae. Bases 1 to 966 code for a protein of 321 amino acids.